Molecule: messenger RNA, 1302 nt
Organism: Symsagittifera roscoffensis
Lineage: Eukaryota; Metazoa; Xenacoelomorpha; Acoela; Convolutidae
Exons: 5
Coding region: 33-1187 (384 amino acids)
Source: RefSeq, a predicted model, not a curated record
GUUGUGAUAAACUUAUUAAAUAGAUUCUAGAUAUGAACAACAGAAAGAGAUUGGGAACUCGUCAGCACUCUCUAAAACAGAAAGCUACAAUUAUCAAUGAAGAUCUUCAGGCAACUUCCCACCUUCGUACCCGUCAGGCAAGACAGAGUGGGGGUCUUGGUGGCUCUAUUUUGAUCCCAUCUACUCCAUCGGACAAUGGGGGGAGUGGUAGUUGCAGUAGGAGAUCAAACACUCCUGUAGUCAUCACGCCAUUCGUCAACACUCAGAUCAAAAUGCUCAUGAACAGCAGAGAGCGGAAGAUGGCCUCUUCUUUGGAAAAAAUGGGAUACCUCAACCUGAAGAAACAACACGAAAACAACUUCGAUGAGAACCAGAACAAGGAAAACAUGAAUAAGAGACACCAUCCAUUCACUCCGUUUGACGAGUGCAAACUGAGUAGUAAGAUGUCUAAAGUCUGUUCCACGCCUCUCUCUCUCGCCAAACGGACUCUCUUCAACCCAUUCCGAGUGAUUGCGUCACAGUCACCUGAUGUAAGUGGAGGUGGAACAGCAUGUGGUCGAUACAGUUUAGAUGUAUCAGAAGUAAAUUUCGAAGACAGUUCAACAAAUCAACAGCUAAUCGGAUCGGUAGACACAAGCAGACCGGAUACAUGCAAAACAAGUUUAGAAAUCGAAGAAGACGAAAAAAACAGCAGCAAAAGUGAAUCACAUUCAGAACGAACAGACCAAACAGUAGAUUCCAGCAAACCAAUUUUUCACCUUGACUGGUCAAAUCCAAACGAAUUCGUGUCUUUGCCCUCCAUACCCAAUCAAAGCGAAGAGCCAAAUUACAGUGCAAACUCAACAACAGAAUCUUCCAAAAGCGACGAGUGUCAAUCGACAGCUUCCGAUUGUGGAACACUAUCUUUUCAUGCGACUCAUGCAAACGGAUCAGCUUUAAGCGAACAGAAGAUUAAAUCUCAAAAACGAAAAUCAGAAAGUAAUUUUGUUGCAGCUGCUUUGUCAGUUAAUCAAAGUUCGAUGCUAAAUGACUCAGAAAUCUCAGAUUGUUCCGACAUAAUUAUCGGUCGCAAAUCAAUUCGACCAAUCCCAGAGAAACAAAUAAAUUUUAUUAGCUGUCUACAGAAAACUGAAGCAGAUCUAAAUGAUAUCACUGGGAGCUUUCUCUUCAGUGACUGCAGUUUUUAGAAUUUGCGAUUUUUUGCCAUCAACAGAAGAAAAAAACUAUAUUAGACUGUAAACUCAUAUGUUGUUUUCGUUUGUGCUGUUUUUGAAGAAGUAUGAAAGUCAAUGUUUCCCAGAA